This is a messenger RNA of Suillus fuscotomentosus, 945 nucleotides long. Its product is annotated as uracil-DNA glycosylase-like protein. Lineage: Eukaryota; Fungi; Basidiomycota; Agaricomycetes; Boletales; Suillaceae. The transcript is spliced from 8 exons. Gene Ontology annotation, molecular function: uracil DNA N-glycosylase activity. The coding region runs from base 1 to 945 and encodes 314 amino acids. Gene Ontology annotation, biological process: base-excision repair, AP site formation via deaminated base removal; base-excision repair. Gene Ontology annotation, cellular component: mitochondrion; nucleus. The record is from RefSeq and is a predicted model, not a curated record.
AUGCUAUCUGGAACACAGGAUUGCAAAGGUGCAAACCCCGCGGCUAAGAAACUGAAGCUAGGCGCCUCGUCGUCAGGCCCUGACUCUGCUAAAAUUACGGUCGCCGGAGUUCAGCGUUUGAAUGCGAUACCUUUCUCUCUGUCUCAAUACGUCGAAUCAAUUCCGCAGGAUCAGAAACAUUUACUAAAGCUAGAAUCCGAAUGCAUGGGCAAGAGCUGGUUGAAACUUCUAAAGGAAGAGAUCAAAAAGCCAUAUUUUAUCUCAUUGAAGAAGUUCCUGUGGGAGGAAGGAGUCCAUGGCCCUGACGAGAGUGCUAAAAAUCUCAAAGUGUAUCCUUCACCAAAAGAUAUUUAUGCGUGGUCUAACACGCCCCUCGGAAAGGUGAAGGUCGUAAUCAUUGGCCAGGACCCCUACCACGGUCCGAAUCAAGCUCAUGGCCUCUGUUUCUCCGUCCCCAAGGGCGUCACUGUGCCGCCUUCCUUGAAAAACAUCUAUGCUGAGAUAAAGGCCGAAUACCCCGAAUUCGAACCUCCUAAGCAUGGUAACCUCGCAGCGUGGGCUGAUAAUGGUGUCCUCAUGUUAAACACCUGUCUUACUGUGAAGGCAAACAAAGCAGGGUCCCAUUCCGGCAAGGGCUGGGAAGAAUUUACUGACAAAGUUGUGGACGUAGUUGAUAAGUAUGGCGGUGCCAAUCUUUCGUCCGGCGGUGAUUCCGACAUGAACGGGAUUGGGCGUGGAGUGGUAUUCUUGGCUUGGGGGUCAUGGGCCGCAAAGCGUGUGGCUAAACUCAGCAAGACAAAACACUUGAUUCUUACUAGUGCCCACCCUUCGCCCUUUAGUGCUCAUAAGGGUUUUCUGGGCAAUGGUCAUUUCAAGGCUGCGAAUGGCUGGCUCGCGAAGAAGUAUGGACCUCAAGGCAAAGUCGACUGGUGCAAUCUGGAUUAA